AUGAAGACAUCAAAUGUUCUUGUUCUCAUCUUCGUCCUGCUUUACAUCAAUGCCAGCACAGAAUGGCCUACGCACACAGUCUGCAAAGACGACAACUUGGAAAUACAUUACAAAAGCUGCGAUCCACAGCAAGAUUUUGCUUUCAGCAUCGACCGUUGUUCUGAUAUCUCCACCCACACCUUUAACAUCAGAGCUGCAAUAGUCCUAAGACACAGCAUCAAGGAACUGUACAUCAAGAUUGACCUGAUCAUAAAUGGGAAGACCGUCUUAACCUACUCAGACACGCUUUGCGAGCCGGGUCAUUCUAAGCUUAUUUUCUGUGGAAAGGAGAAAGGAGAAUACCUCUACUAUGAGGGACCAGUCACACUAGGGAUCAAAGAAUUCCCACAGGGAGAUUACACUAUUUCAGCAAAGCUGACUAAUGAAGAUCGUGCCACUGUUGCUUGUGCUGAUUUUACUGUGAAAAAUUAUUUAGACUAUUAUUAGCAACAAACCAAUUUCAUGAAAGCUACAGACUACCAAAGUUAUUGAAGCCAAGUGAGCUGUUUGCAUGCUACAGUGAUUCUGAAAGAAAUAACCCCCACAUGGUGGUUCUGAUGCUAUUCCUCUCUAUAAUUCACUAUUUUCAAGAAGUCACUAGACCCUCUA
This is a messenger RNA of Pelecanus crispus (Dalmatian pelican), 648 nucleotides long. It is a transcript of the gene LY86, whose product is annotated as lymphocyte antigen 86. Gene Ontology annotation, biological process: innate immune response; positive regulation of lipopolysaccharide-mediated signaling pathway. The record is from RefSeq and is a predicted model, not a curated record. NCBI's taxonomy places the organism in Eukaryota, Metazoa, Chordata, Aves, Pelecaniformes, Pelecanidae.